Vanessa tameamea is the source of this 988-nucleotide messenger RNA. Its product is annotated as MORN repeat-containing protein 5-like. The transcript is spliced from 7 exons. Bases 60 to 902 code for a protein of 280 amino acids. The record is from RefSeq and is a predicted model, not a curated record. Lineage: Eukaryota; Metazoa; Arthropoda; Insecta; Lepidoptera; Nymphalidae.
UUUUUCUGAGGACGUUUUUAUUUCAUUGCUCUCCAUUUAUCCAAACACUUGAAAAAGUGAUGUCAAUAAUUAAAUCAAGGGAUAGCGCCGAAGCUGGUGCAAAGCGUGUGUCGCAAUGGGAAGAUUUGAUGAGAAAGUUUUCAGAAGCUCACAACGUGGAAUGCAAAACCAUAUCUUUGGAUAUCCCCCGGGUCCAGCGAUCAAUGAAGAAGUUUCCCACGGGCUCCCAGUACGAAGGCACGUGGGACAUGUUAGGAAUGAGCGGCUAUGGUGUAUACAAGUUUCUAAACGAUGUUGUGUAUGAAGGGGAAUUCGAUGAUGGGAUGUUCCAUGGUGAAGGACAAUUAGUAUAUCCAAGUGGUACUAUCCUUCGUGGCACCUGGAACAAAGGUCAUUUGACUGAACGGAAACUCAUCUUUGCUGAUGGCUUGGAGUACAACGAAAUAGAUUGGAAAUAUUGUAGAAUGCCAGAUAGGAGGUACACUAUAGAAUACGACGAUGGCUUAAAACCAGCUGGUAAAUCGUAUUUGACAGCAGAUCAGCCUUCGCGACCAGUACCACCUGGCUAUUAUGACACGGGAGACGGCUUUUAUGAUCCUAAGACCAAAGUUGUAUACAAAGUAGAAGAUCUGAAUGCUAUAAUAAGAUCACCAUCAGUGCGCGAACAGAAAUGGAUAAUCGAGAACUGCCGUACAUCACCAGAUCUUCCGCUUGGACCUCGCAAAGAUCUUUACGAAGAGUGGCUCGAACCGCAAGUAAGCCUCCCCAAGCCUCCACCACCGGCGUCUACAUCUCGGGCGACACAAUCAACGCAGCCAGCAAAUGAACUGGAGCCCGAAAUUGAGGUGACAUUUAAAAACUUAGAAAAAGAUGAGUCUGAAUCAUCAUGCAGCUCCGAUUAAAAUACUCUAUAAAUUCGAUCAACACUGUUAAAAUAAUAUUUAAUUAUUGCUGUCAUUACUAGGUUAAGAAAUUGAUAUCUAAUUAA